Messenger RNA from Exophiala xenobiotica, 909 nucleotides. RefSeq lists its product as uncharacterized. Bases 1 to 909 code for a protein of 302 amino acids. Gene Ontology annotation, molecular function: hydrolase activity. The record is from RefSeq and is a predicted model, not a curated record. Lineage: Eukaryota; Fungi; Ascomycota; Eurotiomycetes; Chaetothyriales; Herpotrichiellaceae. The transcript has a single exon.
AUGGCCUCUGCCGCAUCUCUCGUUCCGAAGGGAGCGUGGGACACGCACAUUCAUGUCUUUGACCCUGACAAGUUUCCUUAUGCGGCGAAGCGGUCGUACACACCGAAGGCGGCACCAAUGUCAGAAUACCCGUCCUCAAUAACGGGUUGCACAGGUGUGGUGGUCGUGCACGCUUCGAUGCAAGGGUCUUCGCCCGCGGCUCUGGUCGACACUCUGAACAAAGAGAAGAGUAUGCCGGGCUUCAAGCUACGCGGUCUGGCAACCAUCGACGUCGAUAACGUCACGGACGCGGAGCUGGAUGCUCUUCAUGCCGCUGGUGUCCGCGGCGCGCGGAUGCACGAAAUGGCAUGGGGCCAUGGCCAGCAGAAGGGCGGAGAGCAAAUCAUCCAAAAGGUCAGAGGCCUGGCCGACCGUCUCGCCCGCCUCGGUUGGGUCAUCGGAAUCUUUUGUCCCUUACCCGCUUGGGCGGCCAUGGCAGACUUUAUCCGUUCUUUAGACCCCAGAGUCAAGAUUGUGGCGGACCAUUUCGGCAGCACUUUCCCUGGCGACGAGAAGACACCACAAUUUCAGACUCUGCUUGCCCUGAUUCGGGAAAAGCGUCUUUUUAUCAAGAUCUCAGGGUUCGAGCGCCUUUACCACGGCAACCCUGCUGGUAUUGAUAGUCUCACUACAGCGGCAAAGGCCAUUAUUGAGGCGGGACCUGACCAGAUCAUGUUCGGCACCGAUUGGCCACACACACAGCUUGGUGUCACCCGUAAGGGAAAAUCGGACGAACAGCGGCUCAACGAAAUCGAGGGGUUCCGAGAAGUUGAUGAUGAAGGGCACAUUAGAAAAGUUCGGGAGUGGAUUCCAGAUGACGAAACAUGGCAGAAGCUCUUUGUCACGAAUCCGCAGCGGUUGUUUGAGUAG